CGAGAGGGGGCGGCUUGAGAGGCGGUGGCAGCGGCGUGGGGAGCCAUGGGUCAGCCCGCCAAGGUUUUACAGCUCUUUAGAACACUACACAGGACCAGACAACAAGUUUUUAAAAAUGAUAAGAGAGCAUUAGAAGCGGCCAGAGUAAAGAUAAAUGAAGAAUUCAAAAAACAUAAAAGUGAGGCCUCUCCGGAGAAAAUAGAAGAGAUGUUGAAAGUGGGUUCCGAUGUUGAACUAUUACUCAGAACAUCUGUUAUUCAAGGUAUUCACACUGACCACAACACCCUGAAGCUGGUCCCCAGGAAAGAUCUUCUAACAGAAAACGUUCCGUACUGUGAUGCGCCAAUUCAGAAGCAGUAAAGUUUCCAGGACAAAACCUGUCUCUGCUCCCUCUGACUUUAAAUAUAUACCUAGCCAAAGUCCUGGACAUGCGAUGUUUCUCUCUGAAGUAGCAUGUUGCGAAUGAGCAGCAGGCUCAGGGCUGCAGAGCACUGCAGUGUUCUGAGGACAUAGAUGUGCCUCCCUCCUCACCAUCAGGCAGCCUGACCUGGCGACCGGAUGUCUGGGGAGGUGGGACUCUUUCCUUCCCCUUUGGUAGGUGUUUUGGUCUUACCAAAGCUAUUUGCCAAUGAAGCACUUUACCAAGUUGGUGACUUUUCAUCCCAUGGGAAACAGUACUGCAAAAUAUAAAACACUACAUUAAAUUGAUGUUUAAUUUCUAAAAUAUUAAGUUGAUAAAAAAAAAGAACACUUUCUGCCAGCUCUCUACUGAAAGUAACCAUUGUUUUCCAAAGUCUUGCGGUUAUUUCUGCAGAUAAAAUAAUGUGGCUUGCUU
Microtus oregoni (creeping vole) is the source of this 835-nucleotide messenger RNA. It is a transcript of the gene Lyrm7, whose product is annotated as LYR motif containing 7. The record is from RefSeq and is a predicted model, not a curated record. The transcript has 5 exons. Gene Ontology annotation, biological process: mitochondrial respiratory chain complex III assembly. The coding region runs from base 46 to 360 and encodes 104 amino acids. NCBI's taxonomy places the organism in Eukaryota, Metazoa, Chordata, Mammalia, Rodentia, Cricetidae.